CCCGAGAUCGAGGUCUUUGAUCGGAGUGUGCUAUGCCUAAGGGCAACGUAUCCAGGUGUAGUGCUUCUAUGCAGGCAACACCGACGGCUAUCGCUGGCCUGCAAUGCCGAAGAGCGCUCUUAUUUUCCCCGGUUCGAACGAAAUCGUUGUCCAUUGGGCAAUGCCCAAGUUGAAGAGUUCCCGCAGAAGUGACGUGGACUGUCCUGCCACUCGCACAGCAGCCAUCCGCACUGCGAGUUCGAUAGGCAGCGUUCGUGCCUGCCCAGCGAAAUGGGCGCUUCGCUGUGAAUCGCUGCGGGCGAGCCAGAGCGGACCAAAAGAAGUGCUCGUGUGGACGCAGCACCGAAUCUCGCUUGCUUUUCUUGAGGUGCGUCCUUCGUCCCAAGCAGAGCAAGCCGCCCGGGAAAGCUUGGGUUCCGCCGUGACGGAAGAGUGCACCCCGGGAUAAAUUGGAUGGCCUCGUCACGUGAGCUCCGUACAGCUCGGAUGUGGAUACAACAGCAACUUGGUGCCGCGUGGCGCUUUGGUUGCACAAAGUACAAGUUAAUCCAUGUUGCAUGGUGCAACAUGCACCAUAACUUUUGUCAAUUUGGACUCACUGAUGAAAAAUCCU
Molecule: messenger RNA, 613 nt
Organism: Phytophthora nicotianae INRA-310
Lineage: Eukaryota; Oomycota; Peronosporomycetes; Peronosporales; Peronosporaceae
Exons: 1
Coding region: 104-448 (114 amino acids)
Source: RefSeq, a predicted model, not a curated record